This is a messenger RNA of Macadamia integrifolia, 774 nucleotides long. RefSeq lists its product as uncharacterized. Bases 1 to 774 code for a protein of 257 amino acids. The transcript has a single exon. NCBI's taxonomy places the organism in Eukaryota, Viridiplantae, Streptophyta, Magnoliopsida, Proteales, Proteaceae. The record is from RefSeq and is a predicted model, not a curated record.
AUGGCUACUAUGCAACAAUACUUGAACCCUACUCUACAAGGUCAGCCUCUGAGAGGGGUUACUCCACAGGACCCUCCAGUGGGGACAAGUGUUGGAGUACAAAUUAGAGGAACACCACCUGAGGUUACACCUCAAGGUCAACCGAGAAGUACCCCUCCGGUUCCACCAUAUGGCACUCCACAGUUUAUGAUGCCCCCACCUUAUUCCUACUAUCAGGCUUAUCCACCUUAUCAUCCGCCAUCUACCACUACAGCAAAGGUGGUGGGAUCUUUUAAGAAGUUUAUGCCACCCAUCUUCACCAAGGUGGGUAAUGACCCGUUGGAAUCGGAUUGGUGGAUCCAAGAGUUGGAGAAAGUAUUUGAUAUUAUAGAGUGCAUAGAGGCACAUAAGCUUCUCUGUGCUGGGUUGCAACUAAGAAAUGAAGCUGACUCUUGGUGGAAAGCUUCCAAGCCUAUACUAAUGGCAGCUCAUCUAGAGCCUCCUUGGGAACAAUUCAAGGAAUUGUUCUUGUCAAAUUACUAUCCCAAAAGCUUUAGAGACUGUAAGGAAGCGGAAUUUAUGACACUAACUCAGGGAAGCAAAACUGUCCUGGAGUAUCAGCAACAAUUUGAAAGUUUGUUCUAUUUUUCUAGUUGCCAUAUGAGGACGGCUAAGGAAAAAGCCCAAAAAUUUCUGAAGAGGCUGAAGACAUCUAUUGGUACAGUGUUGGAGGUGUUGGACUUAACUGAAUAUGCACAGAUUAUGCAAAAAGCCAAAACAAUGGAAGAUAAGUAG